AUGUCUCCCCCAGCGCCGAAGGCAGGUCUUGACUGGGCUUUUCUUUCCUUGGCGAAUGACAUUCCCAUGAACGGGCAUAUUGAGGCAUGGUACAGUGAAACCAAGUGCACUUGGUCGACCCCCAGCCUGGUGACAAACCCGGGAAUUACAGUCCAUGGGCUCUGUCCCGGUCUGAACUACGGACAGCAGUGCUACGAGGGAAUGAAGGCGUUUCGCACAGCUGACAACCGCAUCGUCGUCUUCCGUCCCCAUCGUCACGCUGCCCGCAUGGCUAGAUCUGCCGAGUCAGUCUGUCUUCCGCCUCCGCCAGAGGAACUGUUCCUGGAAUGCAUCCGUCAAGUGGUAGCGGCCAACGCUGAAUUUGUCCCCCCAGCCGAGGCAGAUUCGUAUCUAUAUAUUCGGCCCGUGCUCUUUGGUGCCUCUGCCAGAAUUGCGCUGGCCCCGUCAGAAGACACCCUCUUGGCCGUAUACGUACAGCCUCUCCGACCGUAUCACGGCUCAGCCGCCAUCGACGCUGUGGUGCUAGAAGAUUUCGACCGGGCAGCACCACGCGGAAUGGGCCAGUACAAAAUUGGAGGCAACUACGCACCUGUCUGGAAGCACACGGCAAAAGCCAAAGCAAGUGGUUUUGGUGUCACACUACACCUCGACAGCGCCACAAGGACUUUUGUGGAAGAGUUCUCCACCAGUGGCUUCCUGGGUCACAAGACAACGAGCGGGCGUCACAUGCUGGUAGUGCCGGACACCACCACGGCCAUCGAGAGCGUGACGAGCGACAGCAUGCAGAAGUUGGCCGAGAAGGAGGGUUGGGCCAUCCACAAAGAACCAAAGUUACCGUUUGCCGCGGUCUCUGAGUUGGAUGAGGUUGUUGCUGUUGGGACUGCAGCAGCUGCAGUACCUGUCCGCAGCAUCACCCGCCUCUCAACGGACGAGAAAUAUACCUUCAGGGAUGGAGACGGAAAGCUCACAGGCUUAGCAUCGCUCAUGGCUGAUAUCCAACGAGGGCGGGCCGUAGAUACUUGGAACUGGUGCCAUGAGAUAACAGGAUUUGCAGAUAAGGGUCAAAAGGCGGGGAUCGUCAGGGACAUGAAUGGUCUCUAG
This is a messenger RNA of Fonsecaea erecta, 1101 nucleotides long. RefSeq lists its product as hypothetical. Gene Ontology annotation, biological process: branched-chain amino acid metabolic process. Gene Ontology annotation, molecular function: branched-chain-amino-acid:2-oxoglutarate transaminase activity. The transcript has 3 exons. Lineage: Eukaryota; Fungi; Ascomycota; Eurotiomycetes; Chaetothyriales; Herpotrichiellaceae. The record is from RefSeq and is a predicted model, not a curated record. The coding region runs from base 1 to 1101 and encodes 366 amino acids.